AAUGUUAUUCCCUCUUAUGGAGUCAGCAAGGCUGAUCUGUUACGACGAAACAGUUCACGACUACGUUAAUAUCGCUUUCCGUAGAAAAAUUUCCUAUUCUGGACAAUUCGAAAGUUAUCUAUAUCAUCCAACUCACGCAAUAGACGGUUUCACAAACAGCGACAUUACGCUAGGAGGUUGUGUAAUAUUAAAACCUACUAACACGAUAAAACCCAAACUGGAGAUUGAGCUCUCCGGAUAUCAUCUUGUUAAGAAACUCAUCAUUUGGCCAACAAAUCAAAAAGCCAAUCAACUACUUGCAAUCUACAUUCCGGAUUCAUAUAAUGUUUGCGCGGACGAUAUUCAAAUGAAAAAUGACACUGAAACGAUAAUAUAUUGUCGCAAUUUAAAGUUAAGAAGAUAUUCCAAGGUAGUCAUUCAACAAAAGUUACAAACUGAUUUGCAGCUUUGCGAAAUAGAAAUCUAUUCAGAAAAUAUUGCUCAUAAGAAGCCAGUCUAUUCGUCGUAUGCCGACUACAAUAUACAAUCUUUCGUUGAUGGAAAUCAGGCUCUUUCCGAAGUAACAUACCUAGGAGGCGGCAAUAAGUUGACUAUAAACCUCCUUGGUUAUUACAACGUUUAUGCUAUUGAUAUUCGACCCUCAUCUCUUAACACUUUUAAAGAUUUUAUAAUGGAAUUAUCGGACAUAAAUCCUUUUUCCACUAAUCAAUCAAUCACUUAUACAUUUUGUGCUAAAAAAGAUAACACUACUUUAACUUCAAACUUGUUCAGUGCAUAUAUGUGUCCCGAAGGUGGAGUUAAGGGUGAAUUUGUUCAUUUUCGCAAAUAUGACAAUCUAGCCACACCAUUUCGGAUACUUGAAAUUGAAAUUGUUGGAAAGUUGUUGAAACGACUAAGUAACAAUGAAACCAACCUUUUAUCACAAAAGCCAACUUGGUCAUCUUCCUAUUCGCAACUUUCGUCAUCAGCCUCCACUCUUACUGAUGCAAAUUAUUUAACAAAAUUUCUUUCAAAAGCUCAAGAUAAUCCAUGGGCAAGAAUUGAUCUACUUGGAAAAUAUAAAAUAUUUCAAAUGGCCAUUUUGAAUAUUGGAAACAAUCUGCAAUCACGAUCACAAAACAUUCAAGGUGUCAUAUCUGAAAAGAAAGACUUUCCCAUCACCAACUGGUCUUAUCAUUCUCAAUUGUGUUUCAACAACGACAAACACUUUUUGAGGGGCGAAUAUAGAAUAUGGAAUUGCAAACAACCACUUCCGGUUGGACGUUAUGCAGUCUUCUUCGUUUUGGGACAAGGACAAUAUUUGAAUGUUUUCGAGGUGGAAGCGUAUGGAGAAGAGAUUGUUGAUAAACAUUUCUCUCUUUUACCAAUAAUUAAGGCUGAUAGAAAUUCACAAAGUGCCGGAUUUUCGGAUAUGAUUUCCGAAAAUCUUUAUCCUCUUAAGGCAAUCGAUCGUCUUUCGUCAAAUUUCAUUGGCGCCAAACCAUAUUUCUCUUGUACAGGAAGUUUCAAAGAAAAUACUGAAGGAAGAUUUACAGUUUAUCUCGAUAAUAAUUAUCUCAUUCAUCAAAUUGUUCUUCUCCUUCCACUCGUUCAAAAAACAUUCAACGACAUUCAAAUCUCCAUUGAGAAUUCUGUAAUGAAUGAUCAUAGACAGUUUUGCAGUCGAGAAAAUGGAACAGAAUUGGAGCACGUGACAUACAACUGUAGUUUGAUUGGUGAUCGAGUAUCGUUCUAUAAAAUAGGCGGCAAUGAACAAAUACAAAUAUGUGAAGUUUUUGUAUUUGGUGAAGGAGAAGAAUACAAAUUGGACGACUUUGUUGAGAUUGUAAACUCCACAAUUGGAUAUUCUAAUAACCAAUUAGAAUUGUAUGAUAACUGGAUUUGUAGCUACUCAACUAAAGAUCAUUUUAUUCAAUUGGCAGUUUAUCAUAAAUUCAUUGCAGUUGGAUUCCUGUUAAAUGAAACAAGUGAUUUUUCGGAUGGAUUGAGAAUAGGCACUGCAAAAUCAGAAAAUAAUAUGGUUUGUGUGACUUUUUUCGGUGUUAUUAAGAUAUCAAAACCAACGAAAUUUACGUUUUACUGCGAAAAUGAAUUAAUUUCUAAAUACGUAAGGAUCACUAGUACUGUUCUGGCUUUGAAAGCCUGUUACUAUUACAUUUUAAGCCACGGUAUUGUGAACGAUGUAAAAGUUAAUUAUCAUCUGGAAUAUAAUAAAAAGUUGAUAGACAAUGUAUUCGUUUAUUUAACGAAGAUGAACAUGGAUUUAUUAGAAUGUUUUAAUUGUUGUAUGGAAGACGACAAAUGCGAAAGUAUGAUUUAUUCGCAUGCUUUAAAGCAAUGUCAAUUUGGCAAUUUUGAAAUAUUACCACAACUUAAAUCUAGUAUGACUAUUCCGACUACGGAUUUCUUUCUUAUUAUGUAUAAACAAUCCAGUAUUGUUGCAAACGUGUGUCAUUUAUAG
Messenger RNA from Dimorphilus gyrociliatus, 2461 nucleotides. The record is from the annotation of a GenBank genome assembly. Lineage: Eukaryota; Metazoa; Annelida; Polychaeta; Dinophilidae.